Triticum aestivum (bread wheat) is the source of this 1057-nucleotide messenger RNA. RefSeq lists its product as uncharacterized. NCBI's taxonomy places the organism in Eukaryota, Viridiplantae, Streptophyta, Magnoliopsida, Poales, Poaceae. The record is from RefSeq and is a predicted model, not a curated record. The transcript has a single exon. The coding region runs from base 5 to 718 and encodes 237 amino acids.
UAAGAUGCCACCUUUGCUAGCGGCGGCCAGCGGGUCUCCAUGGGCAUCGCUGCCAGAAGAUCUGGUUCGCCUUGUUGGCUGGCGCUUGCUGUCCGGCGACCUGACGGACUAUGUCCGCUUCCGUGCUGCCUGCACCAAUUGGCGGUCUGCCACCAAGUCUCCGUGUGGCCGUGGCAUCAUUGAUCCACGUUUUCACCCGCGCCGCUGGAUGAUGUUCGCUGAGGGCCACGGGCUUUAUCCUGGCCAUGAAAGGCUCGGUGAACACACACGCUUCUUCAACCUUGACUCUGGGGUUUUAGUUCGCGUCCGGCUCCCGCUGUUCAAGGAUCACUGUGUUCUUGACUCGGUCGAGGGCCUCCUGCUCCUCCAGCGAGACGAGGACACGGCCAUCCGCCUCCUCCACCCUUUCACCGGUGAUAUUGUUGAGCUCCCACCACUAGCGUCUCAUAACUUGCACAUGAGUCAUCCAUAUGCGAACCUGCCACAGCUGAGACGCAUGUCCGCUUCUGUUUCUAUUGAUGCCGGAGUCGUGAGGGUGAUGGUUAUCUUCAUUCACCUGAUGUAUGCGGCUGUUGCCACCUCCCAGGAUACUAAAUGGACUUUUCUAAUGCAUUGGAGACUUCCAAGUCAUUAUGGACCGUUGUCGUUCCGAGGCAAGCAAUACCUGGUGCAUCAGACUAUGAAUAUGGAAAAUACUUAUUUAUCACAGAUUUUUUAGAUUGAGGCACACUCGCACGAUCCACCGAAGUUGAUCGUCACGUUUCCAAGGGAGAAACUAUGCUACCCUGUCUAUUUAGUAGAAUGCAACUCGGAGAUCUUAGUGGUCGGGCACAACGACAUUUCGUUGACACACCUCGCAGUUUACAAGUUUGCAGAUGUUGUUUUAAAUAGGUUUAUCCGGGUUAAAAGCAUCGGAGACAAAUCCAUCUUCGUGGGAGGGCGCAAUUUGUGUGUCUCCUCUAAGGCACUGCCUACCAUUGUAGGCGAUACUAUUGUCUAUCGCCAUCCACGAGAGCAACAUUUUAUGCAAUACUACCUCAAUACUAGCAGUUGGUCU